UGAUUUGUUAAAUAAAUCGUCUGCUGAUUCAGAGUGUUCUAGUAGAAUGUAGCCGAUUCUUUAAUUGCGAUAAUAACGCCAAAUUUUGAUUUCAAGAUGGUAAACAAACCAAAAAAGUGACAGAUACUGAGAUAGAUCUGACUGAACGAUUAGGGUUCAAAGUGACCAUGCAUUAUUAUGAUUAUAGCUAACAUAGCUCUUCAAUUACAGAUAUUGUAGACCAGUAUGUUUGGUAAUCUAUUUGCCAAGACGACAACCACUAUAGCCACUGGGGGCAGUGACACAAGUGGUGAUGCUGCUAGUGCAGGAUUUACGACCUUGAUACUUAUAGUGAACGUUAGCAGGGCGAAUUCUAAAAGUGAUGAAGCUCACGUCGUUGCCACAGAGCUUGAGAAUCUGGCAGCUAAAAUGGCAGUUCCAAAUUUGUCUAUGGUACAGAUGAGGGAUUAUCUGUGUCGUGUUGCAUACAUCUGCAUGAUGGGAUAUGAGGUGGAGUUUGCCUGUAUUCAUGCGGUCAAACUGGCACAGCUGGGCACAAAUUAUGAUAAAAGGAUAGGAAGUCCUUUCUAAGAGAAAAUAAAUUUUGGGCAGAAUUUUGUGUAAUCAAGAUGAGGAACUUAUUAUUGCACGAUACCUGGCGUGUUGUCUGCUACUGCACAGAGAUCAUGACCUUAUCCUGCUGCUGAUCAAUACAAUACAGAAGGAUUUGAAGAGCGGCAACAUCCUCGACAACCUGGCAGCCAUGACACCUGUGCCCAGCUGGUACCUGCUGAGCUGGUCCCCAGCCUUCUACCAAUAGUAGUGGCAAAACUUCAG
This is a messenger RNA of Dreissena polymorpha, 816 nucleotides long. RefSeq names its product AP-4 complex subunit epsilon-1-like. The record is from RefSeq and is a predicted model, not a curated record. The transcript has 5 exons. Gene Ontology annotation, molecular function: cargo adaptor activity. The coding region runs from base 226 to 570 and encodes 114 amino acids. Gene Ontology annotation, cellular component: AP-4 adaptor complex. Gene Ontology annotation, biological process: receptor-mediated endocytosis. NCBI's taxonomy places the organism in Eukaryota, Metazoa, Mollusca, Bivalvia, Myida, Dreissenidae.